ACAGCGGCCGCCCCGAGCCAGCUCGAAGCCGAGCUCUACUACCUGAUCGCCCGGUUCCUGCAGUCCGGACCGUGCAAGAGAUCCGCGCAGGUGCUCGUGGAGGAGCUCGAGGAGCACCAGCUGAUCCCGCGGCGCCUGGACUGGCAGGGCAAGGAGCAUCGCAGGAGCUUCGAGGACCUGGUGGCCGUCAAUGCACACAUCCCUCCGGAUUAUCUUCUUCGGAUCUGUGAGAGACUUGGACCCCUUUUAGACAAGGAGAUCCCGCAGAGUGUUCUUGGUGUGCAGACAUUGCUAGGGGUCGGGCGACAGUCCCUGUUAAGGGCAGCAAAAGACUUCAGGCACACGCUAUGGAAAGGAUCUGCCUUCGCAGCUCUUCACCGAGGGCGGCCUCCCGAACUGCCUGCGAAUUAUGGGAAACCACCAAACGUGGUAAAUAUAAUUUCUGCCAGGCAGUUAACUGGAUGUGGGCGUUUCAGCCACCUGUUCCCAACAUCCACCUAUCAGCACAUGAAGAUGCACAAGCGGAUUUUGGGGCACCUCUCGUCUGUUUACUGCAUAGCCUUUGAUCGCAGUGGGAGAAGAAUUUUUACAGGGUCAGAUGAUUGUUUGGUCAAAAUCUGGGCUACAGAUGACGGGCGCCUGCUCUCGACGCUGCGAGGACACUCGGCCGAGAUCUCCGACAUGGCCGUUAACUACGAGAACACGCUGCUCGCGGCGGGCAGCUGUGACAAAGUGGUCAGGGUCUGGUGUCUCCGCACGUGCGCCCCGCUUGCCGUGCUGCAGGGCCACUCGGCCUCCAUUACUUCCAUACAGUUCUCUCCAGCAAGAAAAGGAACAACACGAUACCUCACUUCUACUGGUGCUGACGGAACAAUCUGUUUCUGGCAGUGGCACGCUAACACCGUGAAAUUUAAGGAUCGCCCUGUGAAAUUUGCAGAGAGGUCCAGGCCUGGUGUUCAGAUAUCUUGUUCUUCUUUCAGUUCGGGUGGCAUGUUCAUUGCAACAGGUAGCACUGACCAUGUGAUAAGGAUAUAUUAUUUGGGCUCCGAAUCUCCAGAGAAAAUUGCUGAGCUAGAAUCUCAUACGGACAAAGUAGUUGCAGUCCAGUUCUGUAACAACGGGGACUGCUUAAGAUUUGUCAGUGGAAGCAGAGAUGGAACAGCAAGAAUAUGGCAGUAUGAGCAGCAGGACUGGAAGAGCAUAGUCCUGGAUAUGGCCACUAAAGUGACGGGAAACAGCGUAGCAUCUGGGGAAGACAAGGUUACCAAACUGAAGGUCACCAUGGUGGCGUGGGAUAGACACGAUGCCACUGUCAUCACUGCAGUCAACAAUUUCCUUCUGAAAGUGUGGAACUCGUCCACAGGGCAGCUUCUUCACAGCUUAUCUGGUCACGAUGAUGAAGUUUUUGUUCUGGAAGCCCAUCCAUUUGACCAAAGGAUCAUACUUUCAGCAGGUCAUGAUGGGAAUAUUUUUAUUUGGGAUAUAGACAAAGGAACAAAAAUUCGCAACUACUUUAAUAUGAUUGAGGGCCAAGGCCACGGAGCAGUUUUUGACUGCAAGUUCUCACCAGAUGGGCAGCAUUUUGCUUGCACAGACUCUCAUGGACAUCUGCUACUUUUUGGGUUUGGAUGCAAUAAAUAUUAUGAAAAGAUUCCAGAUCAGAUGUUCUUCCAUACGGAUUACCGACCACUGAUCCGUGAUGCUAAUAACUAUGUUCUGGAUGAGCAGACUCAACAGGCUCCACAUCUUAUGCCUCCUCCGUUCCUGGUGGAUGUUGAUGGAAAUCCUCAUCCCACAAGAUACCAGCGGCUGGUGCCAGGGAGAGAAAAUUGCAAGGAUGAGCAGCUUAUCCCUCAGCUGGGAUAUGUGGCUAAUGGUGAUGGUGAAGUAGUUGAACAAGUCAUUGGGCAGCAAACUAAUGACCAGGAUGAAAGCAUUCUUGAUGGAAUGAUUAGAGAGCUGCAGAGGGAACAAGAUCUGAGACUAAUUAAUGAGGGAGAAACUCUYCCAACCCCUCCGCUCAACAGAUCCCACUCUGUUAAUGGUGCUCUUCGCAGCCCAGGUUUGGACGUGACAUCUCCCCCAAACGUUGGUCUCCGGCGAAGCGGCCAGAUUGAGGGGGUCCGGCAGAUGCACCACAACGCUCCCCGGAGCCAGAUGGCCACAGAGAGGGACCUCAUGGCGUGGAGCAGGAGAGUGGUGGUGAACGAGCUCUCUCCGGGCGUCAGCAAGGUCCAGGAAGAGUGUCGAGCUGCCAAAGGUGAAAUAGAAAUUGGCCUGUACACGGUGGAAAAGAAGAGAAAACCUUCCCAUACCUUACAACGGAACGAUUAUCAAGCAGGCAGCGGCAGGUCCUUGAGGAGGACGCAGCGCAAGCGGCAGCACGCCUACCAAACCCGCUCCACCAUCGAACACAGCCAGCAGGGAGCCAGCCAAAACGCGCGCGCGCGCCAGGACUCGGACAGCUCCUCUGAGGAAGACGAGACAGUUGGCACAAGUGACGCGUCUUUGGAUGAUCCUGUGACAGCGUGGCAAAGCGAAAGCAGCUCCAGUGAUUCAUCCAGUGAAUAUUCUGACUGGACAGCAGAUGCUGGAAUUAACCUCCAACCUCCAAAGAGGCAAACCAGGCAGGCAGCUCGGAAAAUCUGUAGUAGUUCUGAAGAUGAAAAUCUGAAGGGAACAAAAGGACAGGAGGAAAAAAGAAGGAAACUUAAACAGCCUAGAAAAAAGAAACCAACUGGACUGCUCUCGAUGGACGGGGAACCGAGCGAGGAGUGGCUUGCCCCGCAGUGGAUCUUGGACACUAUUCCGCGGCGCUCACCUUUUGUUCCCCAGAUGGGAGACGAGAUCAUAUACUUCAGGCAGGGCCAUGAAGCUUAUGURCGGGCAGUAAGGAAAGCCAAAAUUUACAGUAUUAACAUGCAAAAACAACCAUGGAACAAAAUGGAACUCAGGGAACAAGAAUUUGUGAAGACUGUAGGAAUUAAAUAUGAGGUUGGACCUCCCACGCUCUGUUGCUUGAAGCUUGCAUUCCUAGACCCAAUCACGGGCAAAAUGACAGGAGAAUCAUUUUCCAUAAAGUACCAUGAUAUGCCAGAUGUUAUUGACUUCCUCGUGCUGCAUCAGUUUUAUAAUGAAGCCAAAGAAAGAAACUGGCAGAUAGGGGAUAGAUUUCGCAGUAUAAUAGAUGACGCUUGGUGGUUUGGAACUGUGGAGAGUCAGCAGCCUUUCCAGACAGAAUAUCCUGAUAGUUCCUUCCAGUGCUACUCCGUCCACUGGGACAAUAAUGAAAGAGAGAGGAUGAGUCCGUGGGACAUGGAACCAAUUCCAGAAGGAACUGCUUAUCCGGAGGAGGUUGGUGCUGGAGUUCCUGUGACUCCAGAUGAACUGACAGCUCUUUUGUACAAACCCCAGGAAGGAGAAUGGGGGGCCCAUUCCAGAGAUGAAGAAUGUGAACGAGUAAUUCGGGGGAUCGAGCAGCUUCUUUCCCUUGACAUUUCUAAUCCCUUUGCUGUUCCAGUGGACCUUAGUGCCUAUCCCAUGUAUUGCACUGUAGUUGCUUAUCCAACUGACCUCACCACAAUCAGGAGGAGACUUGAAAACAGAUUUUAUAGGAGAAUCUCAGCACUUAUGUGGGAGGUACGUUACAUUGAACAUAAUGCCAGGACUUUCAAUGAGCCAGACAGUCCUAUAGUCAAGGCAGCCAAAAUUGUAACAGAUGUCUUGCUUCGCUUCAUUGGAGAUCAGAGUUGUACUGAUAUAUUAGAAAUAUAUAACAAGGUGAAAGCAGAAGACCUAAGCAGCACUGAUGAAGAAGAAGAGGUGGCAGAAGUAGAUGUGGAUUCAGAUGCUCCGGGAACAUCCUCUGGAAAAAGACGAGUAAGGCGGCCAAUGAAAAGACAGCCUGUGAAAGCAAGCCCUGAUGCUUGGAAAGAGCAAUGCGAGCAAUUAUUAAACCUGAUUUAUGAAAGAGAAGACUCUGAGCCUUUUAGGCAGCCAGUUGAUCUCUUUUCCUAUCCUGAUUAUCGAGACAUUGUAGACACUCCUAUGGACUUCAGCACUGUGAAAGAAACCUUGGAAGCAGGAAACUACACCAGUCCCUUGGAAUUCUACAAAGAUAUCCGAUUAAUAUUCUGCAACUCUAAAGCUUACACUCCUAAUAAGAAGUCUCGAAUUUACAGCAUGACUCUUCGACUGUCUGCCUUAUUUGAAAAUCACAUGAAAAACAUCAUCUCUGAGUACAAGUCAGCCCUGCAGUGUCGGAAGAGGAAAMGGCCGCGGUAUCGGAAGCGCCUACGAAGCAGCAGCAGCUCCCCGUCGACGAGCAGAGCCUCCAGCCCAAAAGGGAAACAGAAGCAAAUGAAGAUGCAGCCUAAAAGCAACCAGAAUACCUCACUGCCUUUGACCAGGACUAGUUCUUCAGUUUCAUCUCACGUUUCAGAUACAACGGAGGAACCUUUGGGUUCAGCCACUGGUGAAGAGACGGAAGGCCAGCCAUCCUCAUCAGGCUCAAAUGCACAGAACCGAGGYGGGAAUACCACUGAUCCAGGGAAGAGCAGACCACUCAGAAGUAAAUCAACRCCGGUGAAGCAAGAUCACUCUCCUGAUGAACCUCUUACAAAUGGUGAUGGCAGAGAACUGCGGGUUGGAGUCAAGAGGAAGUUACUAAGUGCAUCGGAAGAGGAUGAGCAUCUGGAGGAGGCCGAGGAAGAGGAAAAGAAGAAGAGAGAUUUAAAAGAAAAAUCUCGUUUAUCUUCAUCGGAAAGUGGGGAGUCAGGAUCAAGUUCAAGUUCCGAAAGCAGAAGUGGCUCUGAUUCAGACUCUGAAUCAACAUCUAGAACAGAUCAGGAUUACAUUGAUGGAGACCAUGACUACAGCAAAGUUGUGCAAUCCAAAAAACCCAAACGGAAAAUCAAAAGAAAAAUUGCCAGUGGGAAAAGAAAUUGGCAGGGCAGGGGGACAGGGAGAAGAGGGAGAUGGGGGAGGUGGGGGAGAUGGAGCAGAGGAGGAAGAGGCGGUAGAGGUGGAAGAGGCUGUGGCAGAGGAAGAGGUGGUGGCAGGGGAGGAAGAAGAGGCCGAGGAGGCAGAGGAGCCUCGCGAGGAGCCACCAGAGCCAAACGUGCCCGAAUCACAGAUGAUGAAUUUGAAAACCUGUUUGGAGGACAGUUUGGUGAAAGUGUGUUUGGAGGACGGUUCAGCCGGCCGCCUCGGAUCAAAACGAGGAACGAGGGCAGGCGAACUGUCUUGUAUAAUGACGAUUCGGAUAAUGACAAUUUUGUGCACACCGAGGAUCCUUUGAACCUUGGUACUUCCAGGUCAGGCAGGGUGCGGAAAAUGACAGAAAAAGCCAGGGUGAGCCAUCUCAUGGGAUGGAAUUAUUGACAGAUGGAGAACUUUGGAACAAUUUUAAAAGAACUUCAAUGGCCUUCUACUGCAGGGAUUUUACCAGAAAAUCUACCAAGCAAGUUGUGCGGGGACUCCACUCACUUUUCACAGUGGUGCUUUUCCAUUAUGUCAGUAUGCAUUUGUUUUGAAACUUCAGAUCGCCACACUUCAUUGGUCAAAAUAAGCCUUAUUCAUUAGGCCUUAAAUUACAGAAAUUCUCCCCCCACACACUACAAGUUCAUCACAUUUAAGAGGCUUCCAGCUUCUCAAUAAGAACAUGACAUUUUUGAAUCAUGAUUAUGAUUUUUUUCCCUUGUUUUGUUUUUGUAUUAUAGAAAUAGCACCUUCUUGCAGAGUUUUUAUGUGGUUUCUGCCAUAAAUCCUUAUACACAGUAAUAAUUAUUAAACUUUUGCACAAUACACCAAUCCUAAAGGCAGCUAUAAAAUGUUUACAGUUUCUAUAUUGUAAGAAGGAUMUGGAUUAUUUUAAUCUUCCCAGGCCAAACAGUCAUGAAUUGUGCUGAACUGAAGUAUGUCUAUACUACAGUCACGGGGGUCCUGAUGUGCUUUCUAUCGGUUCUUCACUCAUGUACAAAGUGACAAAGGGUUGGUGCCUUGUAAAUAUGUAGCAAACCUUUGAUGUGGUGUGUCCUAUGUGUGCAUUAACUUUAUUAAAAAGAGAAUACUUGAGAAGUAUGAAUAUCUAGACAAAAGGUGCCAAAAGCAAAAGUUACUUGCAUCUAUUUUCUUUUUGUCCGCUCAUAUUUUUAUAGCAUUAAUAGAUUGUGCAGCUAAGGGGUAACUUCAGCUUUUGAAAGGUUCCUCCUCUUCAAAGCUUAACGUGAUUCUUAAUAGUAGCUCAGCUACCUCUAUUUACAGCUACUGGAAACGUAAAAGAAAAUAGAUGCUCUAAUUCAGUACGUGUUGAAGAAGAGGCAAGAAGGAGCGGAGAGGCAUGGAAUUGCUUGCUAGGCUGUAACGUAGCUCUAUAUUCAUUAUAUUGACACAACAAAAACAAAGCUAAGUAAUUACCAGAGUUUUCAGAAAUGCUUUCAGCAGAUGGUGAUUUGCUUGCGCAAAUAGGCCAGCCGUCUCCCACACAUCUCUGCUGCCACUCAGAGCAAAUUUGUGUUUAUUUUCAUUUGCCCUUUAACCUGUGAGGAAGUGGAACUGAGCUGUGGUAUCUCUGGUGGAUGCUUGUAUUUUAUAGCAGUGCCACUAAGCUUCUCUUUACGUCCUCCAGAAGGACUCGUAUAUCCCAACUACCAGAAGAGAAUUCAUGUCGCACUGUACACUUAUCUUCUGUUGUACUCCAAAAUACUAACUCRACAACAGAAAGGAUGUUGGCAGGAAUAGUGCAGAAUGUGGGGAUACCUGGAAAAUGUCCGUCCUUGCUGAAAGGCCAGGCUGCCUCCGUGAACAGCAGUGCGUUUCACGUGGGAUGAGCUGGAGAUGAGCAGCCUCUUCACGGAGUAGGGGCUGGCUGCGUUAUGUAUGGAAUGUACAUUUUCUCCCAUUAUCUACAUGUAUCUGACAACUGUAUUUUGGUGAGACAGUGAGUUAAAUUACGCAGAGAGAACAAAUGAAAAAAGAUUUUUGAU
Molecule: messenger RNA, 6986 nt
Organism: Nothoprocta perdicaria
Lineage: Eukaryota; Metazoa; Chordata; Aves; Tinamiformes; Tinamidae
Gene: BRWD3
Product: bromodomain and WD repeat domain containing 3
Exons: 40
Coding region: 508-5382 (1624 amino acids)
Biological process (GO): regulation of transcription by RNA polymerase II; cytoskeleton organization; regulation of cell shape
Cellular component (GO): nucleus
Molecular function (GO): protein binding
Source: RefSeq, a predicted model, not a curated record